AGAGGCUCAUGGCUGAAGUGUCAGCAGCUGCUCCUGGUGUGGUCAAACAGGCCGUCCAGGUGAUAAAGUCCAUCGACACCCUGCAGAAACAAGCCCAAGGCCUCUGCCAGGUCCUCCGCAUGACGCCGAGCCACGCCUCCCUGCAGAUCCACAGAGAGGUGCUGGGCUUCAGCAGCCAAUCAGACGCUCCGCCUCCCGCUAACGGCAGGGUCAGCCAGCCAAUCAAGAGAGCCGUGCAGGAGAAGGCAGCCGCAGAGAGCUACAAGAAAUCAAAAGGCAUCGCGGGAACGGACUGAGUCCUCCUGCUGCACGGAAAACCCCCCUGCAGGAGGUAAAAGACACUCUGCUGAGCUGCAUUUUAGGAAAAAUGACUUGAAUGUAAACAAAUAAAAGAAUUCCCACACUUUUA
Molecule: messenger RNA, 409 nt
Organism: Austrofundulus limnaeus
Lineage: Eukaryota; Metazoa; Chordata; Actinopteri; Cyprinodontiformes; Rivulidae
Product: kinetochore-associated protein NSL1 homolog
Biological process (GO): mitotic sister chromatid segregation
Cellular component (GO): kinetochore; MIS12/MIND type complex
Source: RefSeq, a predicted model, not a curated record